Molecule: messenger RNA, 3362 nt
Organism: Hyalella azteca
Lineage: Eukaryota; Metazoa; Arthropoda; Malacostraca; Amphipoda; Hyalellidae
Product: peroxisomal acyl-coenzyme A oxidase 3
Exons: 13
Coding region: 160-1986 (608 amino acids)
Biological process (GO): lipid homeostasis; fatty acid beta-oxidation using acyl-CoA oxidase
Cellular component (GO): peroxisome
Molecular function (GO): fatty acid binding; pristanoyl-CoA oxidase activity; FAD binding
Source: RefSeq, a predicted model, not a curated record
CAGCUGAUUUCUUAUCGACACUGCGGCUUAUCGGUAGUUAGCCUUGAGAAAAAAUUGUUGCUCUCGUUUGCCUCUAUCGUCGACGCAAGGCGUAAACUUGGCCAUUAUUUCCAUCUCUAUAACUAUGAUAAUACUAAGUAUAAAUUAAUACUAUAUCAAAUGGCUCUUUCUAGUGCUGAUACUAGUCCUCUGUAUGAGGAAAGAAAACGGGCUUCAUUUGAUUCCGAAGAACUCAAGACAUUUUUGGAUCCUUCCGAAAUUAUUGAAUUUAAGGAGCGGUUGUAUAAAUUCAUGCAAGAAGAGCCCAGCUUUGCUCACCUAUCACCUGAAGCCUCUCAUGCAGAGCAGAAGCUGGCCACAUACCACCGUACUGUAGCUCUUCUUAAUGCCAGAUUCAGUGCUCUUGAAGAUUACCUACUUGACCCUAGAAAGCCAGCCGUGGCUGUUAUGUGCUUGGGUGAGUAUGACUGGUCUUUGAUAGCGCGCUCUGGUCUUCUGGUGCGCUUCAUACAGUCUGGCAUACUGGGAUUGGGCACUGAGAGGCACAGGCAUCUUGUUAGCAAGCUAGAGAAUCUAGAGAUAGGAGGAGCGUUUUGCCUCACUGAGAUCGGCCAUGGAACCAACACUAAAGGCAUGAGGACGGAGGCUCGCUACGACCCUGCCACUGAAAGCUUCGUGCUGCACACACCUGACUUUGAGGCUGCCAAGUGCUGGGCUGGCAAUCUGGGUGAGACGUGCACCCACGGGCUUGUGUUUGCUCAGCUAUACACAGCAGACGGUGCAUGCCACGGGCUGCAUUGCUUUGUUGUUCCAUUGCGUGACCCGGCCACACUCAAGACCUUCCCGGGCGUCACCAUAGCAAACAUGGGGCGCAAGCAUGGUCUCAAUGGAGUUGAUAAUGGAGUGAUGCUUCUGGACCACUACAGAAUACCUCGAGAAAACCUCCUCAACAGAACUGGCGACGUCACUCCCAGCGGCCAGUAUGUUUCUCCUUUCAAGGAUCCAUCAAAACGAUUCGGGGCGUCGCUGGGCAACUUGUCAGCUGGCCGCGUGAGCAUCAUCAGCUUCGGCGUGGUGAACAUGAGGAAGGCGCUCACGAUCGCCGUGAGGUACUCCGCCGUCAGGAGGCAGUUUGGCCCGCCGUCUGCUGACGAAGAGAUACCUGUGCUUGACUACCCUCUACAUCAAUGGAGGCUGUUCCCGUACCUGGCCUGCGCCUACCUGCUGGACCACUUCUCUAAGACCUUCUCCGACCACUACGCCAACUUCACCAUGACAAUGAUGGGUCGAGAAGAUCCUGACUUAAUGGCUGAGUUUGGUCAGGAGAUCCACGCGCUGUCGAGCUGCGGCAAGCCCCUGUCUGGAUGGCUGGCCCGGGACUGCAUCCAGGAGUGCCGGGAGGCUUGCGGGGGCCAUGGCUACCUCAGUGGCGUGGGUGUGACGUGCAAACGCCUGCUGGAGUGCCUAGCUCGGGAGCUGUGCGCCCUCACGGCUCAGGACGCGGUCGCUCUCACCUCCACCGACGCCUUCACUGUCCGCAACAACACGCAGGUCUUCCGCGCACACCCCCUCGCCGUCGUCCACUUCCACGUGGUGAUGUUGCUGUGGUACGAGCAGCUACUGCAGUCCUGCAACAACCACAAGCUUCUCCUGCCACUGCGUCGCCUCUGGGCGCUCUACGGUGCCACUCAAGUCUUGAACUUGAUGCAGUUCUCACAUGCCGGUGUGCCGCCGCUCACCGUGCGCUGCCUGCAGGCGCACGUGACGCGCCUCUGUGCCGCCUUGCGCCCUGACGCCGUCCCUCUCGUGGACGCCGUCGCCCCGCCCGACUUCUGCCUCAACUCCGUCCUGGGACGACAUGAUGGACGCGUAUACGAGCACCUGAAGGAAGCAAUGCUCGGGCCACCAGGCGCCACGGAGCGCCCCGAAUACUGGCAGCAAAUGACGUAUCCUCCUCGUAACCUAGUCCCUCUCGCCAAACUCUGAACCAAACUCUGGUGAAAAUGAUCAGUUCUGUACGCUAGUAAGAUGCUAGUGACUUGUACUGAACCCCAGACAUCCAGUCAUAUACUGCAAAUGAUGAACUUUGAUCCUUUGUGAAGUGAAGAUGACCAAGUUUGUAUCGUAGUAAUGGUAAGUGAUGAGCGUGAUGAAUGUGAUGAAUGGGUAAGUGAUAAACCCCGUCAAGGUGCAAAUGAUGAAGUUCCAAGCCAAGUUGCAAAAAGUUUCCUUUUAACCCCGACGAGCUGCAAAAAGUUCCCUGUGAACCCCGACAAGUUACAAAAAGUUUCCUUUGAACCCCGACAAGUUUCAGAUGAUGAACUCUGAACUCUGGUGAGAUGUUAACUUUUGCAUCAGGAAAAUGUUCAUUUCUGAACCCUAGCGUCGUGGAACCUCAUCCUCAUCGUGGACCCAAGCAUCCGCCACACAGCGCCGCUCCAGGUCAGGCGUUGCCUUCAUGCUGAAGCUGUUCUAGUAGAUUCCUGUCUAUUAGAGAAUUUGUGUCAGUUAUGAAUGAUUUUUUUAUUUAAGAAACUUUCAAUAAUUGAGACCUUCCAUUCUGUUGGUGAUGUUCAUCUUCAAUUUCGGUGCGAGAAAGCUCAGUAGCUGUAGCGCUAGUAAACAUGUGGCAAGCAACUUAUGUCAGUGGGUACUAUUGUUUGAUUGUUUUUUUUUAUUGGUCAAUUUAAACCUUUCCAUCUAUUACCUUGAACUCCAGCAUUCGUUCAUCAUUGAUUUAGAAAGUAUAGACCCAAUUUCAAACAUUUUUGAGAAGUUCUUCACUGAGGUAAAUUGUAAGAAUUUUUAUCGCGAGCUCAAAUAAUUUUUUUUUCGUUCUCUAAAGUUUACGUCGGACUUACGCAGAAUGAAUCUAACCUCGCUGAUAUAUUGCAUCUUCAAAGCAGAAUUCAGUAGGAAACAUCGAGCUUGCGUGCCGCUCUCCGAUGGCCAGUUUGUGAUAGGAAGAGUGGGUCGUUAUUAUGUGCUAGUCUUUAUUUUGCUAUGUAGACAAUUCGUUGCUGUUGUGGGACUGUUGUCGUAUUCUAAUCCAUAUUAGUUUUUUACCUGGACAGUUUUUAUCCUGUUAUUUUAAAUGUUUUUUUGGUCCUAAACUACGUAACACGUUUCAUAAAAGUGGAAAACACUUUCAAUUAUUAUUCUAGAUGCUAGUAAUAAUUGCCGAUAAUAAUUUGAUUGUUAACGAACGUUCCUCUAAUGACCAGUUGUGUUUCAUGUAAAUUAUACGGUGCAAUCAUUUUUAGUUUCUUGUGUCUCCAGAAUUGUUUUAAGACAUUUCUUGUAGGUAUUAUUUUUUACUUUGCGACUGUUUCUUCUUUGGCGGCUGUUGAAAGUAUAUUGGA